This is a messenger RNA of Trachymyrmex septentrionalis, 969 nucleotides long. RefSeq names its product WD repeat-containing protein 82 (gene Wdr82). Gene Ontology annotation, molecular function: chromatin binding; protein binding. Lineage: Eukaryota; Metazoa; Arthropoda; Insecta; Hymenoptera; Formicidae. Gene Ontology annotation, cellular component: Set1C/COMPASS complex. The transcript has a single exon. The record is from RefSeq and is a predicted model, not a curated record. The coding region runs from base 1 to 948 and encodes 315 amino acids.
AUGAAGCUCGUCGACCACGUGGUAAGGAGCUUCAAGGUGGCCAAGGUAUUCCGCGAGAACACAGAUCGGAUAAACAGUAUCGAUUUCUCGCCCAACGGCGACACCCUGAUCUCCUGCUCGGAGGAUGACCAGAUCGUCAUAUACGACUGCGAGAAGGGUACCCAGGUACGGACGGUCAAUUCCAAGAAGUAUGGCGUCGACUUGAUACACUUCACCCACGCGAAGAACACCGCGAUACACAGCAGUACCAAAGUCGACGAUACGAUCCGCUAUCUCAGUUUACAUGACAACAAGUAUAUACGUUACUUUCCUGGUCACUCGAAAAAGGUAGUGUCAUUAUGUAUCAGUCCUAUCGAGGAUACUUUCCUCUCUGGUUCCUUAGACAAAUCCCUGAGACUGUGGGACCUGCGCUCGCCAAAUUGUCACGGGGUUAUGAAUGUCUCAGGACGGCCAGUAGCAGCAUAUGAUCCCGAAGGUCUUAUCUUUGCAGCUGGAGUCAAUUCAGAAAGUAUCAAGCUGUAUGAUCUGCGCAGCUUUGAUAAGGGUCCAUUUGUUACCUUCAAGCUGUCACAAGAGAAAGAGUGUGAUUGGACUGGAUUGAAGUUUAGCAGAGACGGCAAGACCAUCUUGAUCUCCACUAACGGUAGUACAAUUCGUUUAAUUGAUGCUUUUCAUGGUACACCCUUACAGACUUUUGCUGGACAUCUCAACAACAAGGGAAUUGCCAUAGAGGCCAGUUUUAGUCCGGAUUCUCAAUUUGUGUUCAGUGGCUCCACAGAUGGUAGGGUACACGUAUGGAACGCGGAGACCGGUUACAAAGUUUGCGUGUUGAAUGGUGAUCAUCCGGCACCAGUGCAGUGUAUCCAGUUCAAUCCCAAGUACAUGAUGCUGGCGUCUGCAUGCACCAACAUGGCUUUCUGGCUACCUACCAUCGAUGAAAAUGCAUAAGACUAAUUUACAAGAAAUGCA